AUGGCCGGGCGAUGCGCGUCUCUUUGCAGUGGCUGCCCAGUUCUAUCAGAGUUGCUGAGCCCACGCGAGAUCUUCACCUUGUGCAUGGUGUUGAUGCUGGGAGCCGCUGCCCUGCUCUUCGGCGUUGCUGGCCGCCAGCAGACGCAGGAGGCCCUGGUGGGCUGGUCCCAGCAACACUGGCGAGAAGCCAAGUGCCUGGUCCACGAGGCUGGCAUUGAAUACACCGGGGACUGCAACGUCCACCUGGAGGAUGCGGACUAUGGCGCUUGGCCCCCCGUGAAGAAGAGCUUCGCGGUGGCGCCAGGCUACAAGUACCAGCGGUGCCCAGAGGUUUUUCGCUCCAGCCGGACCCACUGCUCAGAGCUCAAACCUGAGACGGCGCAGGCGGAUGGGAUCAACAUGCCCAGGUACAAUCUCAUCGUGUGCCACCACAGCUUCCUGCCCUGGGCACUGGUGCAGGUUGAAGGCCUGAGCCCUUCCGAGCAAGACCAGCAUGGGAGGAACGCUUCCUGCGGCUACCAGAUGGGCUUGGCGUCUCUCUACCACGAGACCCUCAGCUCGGCGCAUGGGAGCCCGGUGGAGGGCCACGGAGAACAACCCGACUUCUCCAAGACCCGGCUCUGCGGCGACUUUAUGGACCGAGGCUGGUGCGCCAACGGCCGCAAGUGCAAGUUCGCGCAUGGCAGGCAGGAGCUCCGUCAAUCGAAGGAACCCAAGCUCGACCCGGCGCAAGCGAAUGCUUGCGCAGCGCAAGUGCCGGCAGAGUCUGGGUAUGAGCAGGCCGCCUUCAAGAUGAUGCUGGCAGCCUGCGGGUCCUUCAGCCGUCAGACAACCCACGAAGGAGUCGAGACCUCCUCCGCGAAUUUCAGCCGCUGCUCAUCGGAGUCAUCCGCAACAGGCGAAGCUUUGAGCUGCGACUGGGACGUCCGCGUUAAGAACACCUUCAUCCAGGUGGAAGAAGAGGACGCCCCGCACGACAGGGCUUUGCACAGAAGCCGAUCUCUGCCGCUUUUUUAA
Effrenium voratum is the source of this 1017-nucleotide messenger RNA. The record is from the annotation of a GenBank genome assembly. NCBI's taxonomy places the organism in Eukaryota, Dinophyceae, Suessiales, Symbiodiniaceae.